Molecule: messenger RNA, 3670 nt
Organism: Temnothorax curvispinosus
Lineage: Eukaryota; Metazoa; Arthropoda; Insecta; Hymenoptera; Formicidae
Product: protein groucho-like
Exons: 12
Coding region: 338-2815 (825 amino acids)
Biological process (GO): regulation of DNA-templated transcription; negative regulation of canonical Wnt signaling pathway
Cellular component (GO): nucleus; transcription regulator complex
Molecular function (GO): protein binding; transcription corepressor activity
Source: RefSeq, a predicted model, not a curated record
UAAUUUAGUCGCGUCUAAUGCCCGCGGUUUUCCGUGCGGGCGCAUGCAGGAACGCCGUUUUACUCAUGCGCGACUCGCGGAUGCCCCACGUGCAGUUCGCGUCAGCUUGAAUUCGGCCGCCACCCCGAGGCUGGACAUGAGUGCGAGGGUGAAUUGAUUCCCUCCCCCUCCUCCCUCGGACCCUGUUUUUCUCUCCCCCCAAUUUUUCGUUUACGCACGCUUCGCGGCUGUGAUGUGCGACGGCGAGAGACUCGCUCUUCACGAGGCGCGGUAGUGACGUGUAACGUAAAAGGAGGGAAAAAAAAACAAGAAGAAGAGUCAAUCAGGAUAUUCAGAUAUGUACCCCGGCGCCACUAUGAACGCGGCGGCGGCGGCGGCCGUGGCGGCCGCGGCUCGACAUCCGGGCCCGCCGCAACCCAACCAGCCGUUCAAGUUCACGAUCGCUGAGUCCUGCGACAGGAUCAAGGAGGAGUUCAAUUUUCUGCAGGCACAGUAUCACUCGCUGAAGCUAGACUGCGAGAAACUGGCUAACGACAAGAUCGAGAUUCAGCGUCACUACGUGAUGUAUUACGAGAUGUCUUAUGGUUUAAAUGUGGAGAUGCACAAACAGGUGAGUUUGAACACGGAGAUAGCUAAACGUCUGAGUGCACUCCUCACUCAAGUCAUACCAUAUCUCCCUCAAGAUCAUCAACAACCGAUCGCUACUGCCUUUGAUAGGGCGAAGCAAGUCACGAUGGCUGAAUUAAAUACCAUAAUGGGACAACAGAGGCCAGACAUACCGCGGUUCCUUCAGCAAAUGCACGCUCAGCAAAUACCACCGGGGGCGGCGAUGGGUCAUCCGGGUCUACCUGGACUUCCCGGAUUGGGGCCAACUGCCGGUCUUCCGGUGCCAACUUCCGCGUCCGCGGCUUUGCUCGGUCUCGGAUUGACUGGGACGGCCGGCGCGGCCCCCGGGACGACCGCCGCCGCGCAUUCCCUGUCGAUGCUCGUCAAACCCGAGAUCCACCGUGGUCAACCGGAUGACCUGAAGAGCAACGGCGGUCUGAGUUCGACGGAGGACCGACACCGGGGCUCGAUAUCGCCGGCCGACAAGUACAACCGAUCGCGCACGCCGCAAGAGGCGACUCACACUCAUCAUUCUCAUCACUCUCAGAAUCACCACGAUCACUCGUUGCACCCGAUGAAGAAGAUGAAGAAAGAGCACGAGACGUGUAAGGACGUCGUACAUAGUGACGGCGAGAAGAGCGACCAAGAUCUAGUAGUGGAUGACGCGAGCGACGGGUGUCCGAGCCCGGUGAUGAACGGCGUGACAUCGCCUCGCGAAAACGGCCUCGACAAAGUUUCCGUGGUUCCGUCGAUGGGAGCCGGCGUGCAAACCGUGACGAAGAAGGACUUGGCGCCGCAUUCCCCCAGAAGCGGCACGAGCAGCAAUGCGAGCACGCCGUCGACCAAGAAGAUGGAAGACCGCGAGAAACCGGCGACGCCGAUUUCGAAGCCGUACACACCGACGUCAGGAUCUGCGACGGCGGCGAUCAGCGGAGGGAUAAAAUCGUCAACCCCGGGCAAGCUCUUGCAAGGACCGUCGGUACCGCCCGGUUCGGUACCACCCCCUGCGGGCGCUUACCCGAGCCCGUUGCACUAUCCGCCGCCCGGUCUGCCACCGCCGCAUAAUCUCGCGCCGGUAGCCCACGGCCAACAUCCGCAUGUCGAUGUGAUGGCCGCUUACAACGGUUACGCGACACCUCGACCUCCCGCCGCUUUGCAACAACUGUACGAUCCGCAUGCGGCUCUGAGGACCUCCGUCGGGACACAAGGAGGAAAACCUGCGUACAGCUACCAUGUGUUGAGCGACGGACAGAUGCAGCCAGUGCCGUUCCCGCAGGACGCUCUUAUGGGCCCAGGAAUACCGCGCGUCGCGCGUCAGAUUAGUACCCUCGAUCACGGCGAAGUAGUCUGCGCGGUGACGAUCUCGAAUCCAACCAAGUAUGUUUAUACCGGUGGUAAAGGCUGCGUCAAAGUUUGGGAUAUCGGCCAAGCAGGUAUGACCGACGUAAAGCCUGUCUCGCAACUCGACUGUCUGCAGCGCGAAAAUUACAUCAGAUCGGUCAAGUUACUCCCGGACGGUAGGACGUUAAUAGUCGGCGGCGAAGCCAGUCAACUGAGCAUCUGGGAUUUGGCCAGUCCGACACCGAGGAUCAAAGCCGAAUUGACCUCCUCAGCGCCAGCGUGUUAUGCCUUGGCCAUUUCCCCGGACUCGAAGGUUUGCUUUAGCUGUUGCAGCGAUGGAAACAUCGCCGUGUGGGACUUGCAGAAUCAGACCUUGGUCAGGCAAUUCCAAGGACACACAGAUGGAGCGUCCUGUAUCGACAUCUCCGCCGACGGGUCGAAACUCUGGACGGGAGGUCUCGACAACACCGUCCGUUCCUGGGAUCUACGGGAAGGCAGGCAGCUGCAGCAGCACGAUUUUAGUUCACAAAUAUUCUCCCUUGGCUUUUGCCCGACCGGCGAGUGGCUGGCAGUCGGAAUGGAGAAUUCGAACGUCGAGGUGUUACACGCCACCAAGUCCGACAAGUAUCAGCUACACCUGCACGAGUCUUGCGUACUGUCGCUGAGGUUUGCCUCUUGCGGCAAGUGGUUCGUCUCUACAGGGAAGGAUAAUCUGCUGAAUGCCUGGCGUACUCCUUACGGAGCAUCGAUAUUCCAGGCGAAGGAAUCCUCGUCGGUGCUUAGUUGCGAUAUAUCGACGGACGACAAGUACAUCGUCACCGGUUCCGGCGACAAGAAGGCCACCGUCUACGAGAUCGUAUACGUAUGAGACGUAUAUAGCGCCGUGUGAGAGGCUAUCAACUGGCCAUUCCAUGGAAACAGAAACGCUCGCCCAGAGUUCUUUCGGGACUAUUAUACGACUGGUUACGACGGAUGAUGUGAUACCGUUGUUGGUUCUCUUUGUUAUCGCUGUUGUUACUCGCUCGUUGAUAAAAGAGAGGGAUCGUCGGCGCGAGGCCGAGCCAAACGGACACGAACAAUUUCGGUAUUUCCCAGAUUUUAAUGGUCGCCAAUGUUCCCCGCCUCAAAAUAAAAAUCUGGAAAAUACACUUAAGACUGCGAUACAACGACGUAAAUAAGUAUAAGAGCCUAGUGAGAACGCGAUAACAUCAUUUCACGAGGUUAUUUUGAAGAUUUGACAGAGAGAAGUAUUUUUUUUCUCUUUAAUAAUUUCUAAUAAAAUAUUUGCAGAUUAUUUACACUUGUUAUUCUUUUGUCAGAUUGCGAUAGAAUAGAAAAUCGCCGUCUUUCAUGAAUAAAGGAUUUGUCUCGUUUCAAACAGUGAAACAAUAUUGAUUUAAACUCGUAAAAUUUCAUAAUAUAACGCUCGGAAUGAAGAAGUUGUGUUUACUGCCCCUACUGCCGAUUGUUUCGUAUUUUUACAUGCCAUUGCGAUCCGUUUCGCUUGGUGCGCACGAUCGCUCGUUGAUUGUGAUUAUUCAUGUCUCUUAUCUGUACAUUUUGUAAAUAACAGGUUUUAAGUAUACCGUGAUAUUUUUCUACUACACCGUAAGAGAGCGAGAUGACAGAUGUGACAAUUGUAAAUAUCUCAAGAUCAAGACAUUUACAAGAGGUCAAGACGUGAAAAAAAUCGAUCGAAUAAAUGGCAUACGAUAAUUGAGAA